CGGGCGCGUGUGAUUCAGACCCAGCUAAUGGAUGUUAGAGAUGUCAGAUGUGUUUGUACUGUUCGACUUCGUCAUGGAGCCGUUGCAGCGGGGAUGAGUACAGGGAUUUUUCUUUUUUAAACUCUCCCAUUUUAAACUACUCUAAUCUCUGUAUGCGCCGUUUUUCCCCUCGAACCUGAGUCCAUUUCGUCUGGAUCGGAACCGGCCAUGACCGUGGAGCAGAAUGUCCUGCAGCAGCACUCUCAGAAGCACCAGCAGACAUUACUGAACCAGCUGAGGGAAGUUACUGGAACUACAGAUGUUCAGCUGUUACAGCAGGCACUGCAGGUCAGUAACGGUGACCUAGCCGAGGCAGUGGCCUUUCUCACCGAGAAGAAUGCCAAGGUCCCACAGCAAGAUGAAGCCACCUAUUACCAGACGGCCCAAGUCAACAAUGAUAGAUACAUCAGUGUGGGCAGCCAGGCUGACACAAAUGUAAUAGAUCUUACUGGAGAUGAUAAAGAUGACCUUCAGCGGGCCAUCGCUCUCAGUCUGGAGGAGUCAAACAGGGCCUUCAGGGAGACGGGCAUCACUGAUGAAGAGCAGGCUAUCAGCAGAGUCCUGGAGGCCAGCAUUGCUGAGAACAAGGCCAGCCUGAAGCGCACGCACACAGAAGUAUGGAGCGAUUCACCCAACCCUUACGACAGGAAGAGGCAGGAUAACUGUCCCGUAGGGCUGAAGAACGUGGGGAACACGUGCUGGUUCAGUGCAGUUAUACAGUCUCUUUUUAACCUGCUGGAGUUCCAGAGGCUGGUGUUGCAUUAUUCGCCCCCUGCACGGAUGCAGGACUUGCCCCGCAAUCAGAAGGAGCACAGGAACCUGCCCUUCAUGCAAGAGCUGAGGCAUCUCUUUUCUUUGUUGGUGGGUUCCAAGCGAAAGUAUGUGGACCCGUCCAGCGCCGUGGAGAUCCUCAAGGAUGCCUUUAAGUCCAGUGAAUCUCAGCAGGAUGUGAGUGAGUUCACCCAUAAACUCUUGGACUGGCUAGAAGACGCGUUUCAGAUAAAGGCAGAGGAGGACAGAGAGGGAGAGAAGCCAAAGAACCCGAUGGUUGACCUGUUUUAUGGACGUUUCCUGGCUGUGGGUGUCCUGGAAGGAAAGAAAUUUGAGAACACGGAGAUGUUUGGGCAGUACCCUCUCCAGGUGAACGGCUUUUUUUUUUACUUUGAUUUUUUAAGAGCACCAACAGGCCGGAAUGUUAAUGAAAUCCCAGCACACCGUCUCUCUCUCAGUGCUCAGAAUCACUGGUUCACAGAACUCCCACCAGUUUUGACCUUUGAACUGUCAAGGUUUGAGUUUAAUCAAACCUUAGGCCCACAUAAGAAUAACAACAACAAACAAUAUCCCCCCAUCCUGAUUGAUUCCAGGUACAUGGACAGGAACAGAGACAUCACACGGAUAAAACGAGAAGAGAUCAGAAGACUAAAGGAGCACCUGACCGUUCUCCAGCAGCGACUUGAGAGGUAUCUGAGCUAUGGCUCAGGACCCAAGCGGUUUCCUCUAGCCGAUGUUCUCCAGUACGCCAUGGAAUUUGCGUCCAGCAAGCCUGUGUGCACAUCGCCUGUGGAGGACAUUAAUACAACAGCACCACCUGGUGGCACGACUGCACAGCUGCCACCUCCUGCAAGCACAGGGGAGCAGCCGGAUACAUCUGUCCCAGCCGAGGGUUCCGGCUCUGGUCCACAGGCCCAGCAACAGCAGCGGGUUUCGAUCCAUAAACCGUUCACUCAGUCUCGUGUGCCGCCAGAUCUACCCAUGCACCCCGCCCCACGACACAUCACAGAGGAGGAGCUGCGGGUGCUGGAGGGCUGUCUGCACCGCUGGAGGAGUGAGGUGGAGAACGACACCAGGGAUCUGCAGGCCAGUAUAUCUAGAAUCCACAGAACCAUCGAGCUUAUGUAUUCUGACAAGUCCAUGAUGCAGGUACCAUACCGGCUGCAUGCUGUUUUGGUCCAUGAGGGUCAGGCUAAUGCAGGACACUACUGGGCAUACAUCUUCGACCCACAUCAACAGCGAUGGAUGAAAUACAAUGACAUUUCUGUGACAAAGUCAUCCUGGGAAGAGCUGGUGCGAGACUCGUUCGGUGGAUAUCGCAAUGCCAGUGCAUACUGCCUCAUGUACAUUGAUGAUAAAAAACCAUUCCUUAUUGAAGAGGAGUUUGAUAAAGAGACAGGGCAGAUGCUCAGCGGCUUGGACAAGCUCCCUCCUGAUCUGAAAGAGUAUGUAGAGGCAGAUAACAAGCUCUUUGAGAGGGAAAUGGAGGAGUGGGACGCUCUACAAGCGCGCAAACUCCAGCAGGAGAAACUGGCACUGGCCGCCGCCAGUGUGGCCCCCCAACCCAUGAGCACUGAACCCUGCCCUCCAGACAACACAACAGCCCCUCAGCAUGACCCAGAGUACAUGGAGCAGCAGUCGCCCACCGGAGACUCCAAACACCUGCAGGAGGACACAGAGAGAGCCAUCAGCAAAGCCGCAGCUGAGCAUGAUGAGAAGAGUCCAGAAGCCCUGCUCAACACAUCUCAGUCAUCACAUCCCGACAGCGAGGUGACCUCUGACCCCUGUCCUCCCCUUGACCCUGAGCAGGACGACUCCGCCUCCUCCCUGCCCGCACCUCAGCGGGUGGUGGAGGUGGCCAUUCCUAAUGUAGGAACGUUUGUCAUUCAGUCGAAGGAGGGAGGUUAUGAUGAUGAGGCGAUGAUGACCCCAAACAUGCAGGGUGUCAUAAUGGCCAUUGGCAAAUCCAGGAGUGUUUAUGACAAGUGUGGGCCUGAAGCAGCGUUCUUCAAGGUACAUGACCUGCUGCAUGCCACACCCCCUGUGCAUCACAUUAGCUCAUUGACCACACCCCCUCCCCUGAGCAUCUCAUUAUCUCUGUUAGCUCACUAUUUACACUGCAGGCAAUGUUUACUUUAUUUUUCGGGCAGAUGGAAAAACACUAUUAAUUUCUUUCCCACUUUCACUCUAAAUCCAUCUAAAUAUACAACACCAUUUAUAACCCACCCAAAUAAACACGACUUCUUUCUAUCUGUGGCACUUGUUAACUUAACAUGUCCGUGUUUACUGAGGUUGGCUCAGGAGGACACGCCCCCUGAGAGAGACUACCGACUACAGAAUGCCACACAUCACUUCAUACACCAUCAACCACCAAAAGACAAAAAAGAUUGCCAGUUCUGUCUCGAGCCUCCCAGACUGACACAGACAGUGAUUAUCAGCUCGUCACAGCAGUCGCUGCUUUUUCUGAUCAUUGUGUUACCAAACAGCUUCCUGUUUGCACGCCUGAAAGGCUUGUGUCUCGCUACACAGCCUCGAGUGCCUCCAGAGCAGACUGCACUCUCCAGUGAAGAACAAUGUGACGGCCCUGUUCUUCCCUGCAGGUGUAAGAGCAUCAUGAAGGUGGCACGUGCUAAACUGGAGCUUAUUAAGCCUGACGAGGUGAACAUGGAGGAAUAUGAGAUGUGGCAUCAGGAUUACAGGAAAUUCCGUGAUGCUACAGUGUUUCUGUUAAUCGGCCUGGAAUUAUUCCUAAAGAAAAGUUACGUGGAAGCAUUGAUGUACCUGAUCUACGCCUAUCAGUACAACAAAGAGCUCCUGGCGAAAGGGCCAUACAGAGGGCACGAUGAGGAGCUGAUCGCACAUUACCGCAGAGAAUGCUUGCUAAAGUUGAACGAACACGCGGCUGCCCUCUUUGAGACAGGCGAGGAGACUAAAGUGAACGCUGGUCUGAGCAUCAUGAACGAGCUGGUGGUGGCGUGUAUUCCACUGCUGCUGGUGGAUGAGAUGGAGGAGAAAGACAUGGUGGCUGUUGAAGACAUGAGGAACCGAUGGUGCUCAUACCUGGGCCAGGAAAUGGAACCUAAUCUCCAGGAGAAGCUGACCGACUUCCUGCCCAAGCUACUCGACUGCUCAACCGAGAUCAAAAGCUUUCAUGACCCUCCCAAACUACCUUCAUACUCCACGCUGGAGCUGUGCGAGCGUUACGGCCAGGUCAUGACGUCACUCACCCCGAGUCGAACCCCCGCAGAUGGCAGAUGAGCUGCGCAGACUUCAUCUCCCCUCCACUAAUACACGCCUUCCUUAAAGCAGGGGUUUCCCAAACCUACCAACCUUUCCUUUCUCUAUUGCUGCUAGAGAUUUUAUCCUUAUCCUUAUGGUAUUAUUAAUAUUAUUUUGAGGAUUCUGUUACAUUUUAAAGCUAAUGCAACAGCAAGAACAGUGUGAAACUGAACAGAGACAAAGAAGCAUUAAAAGGAUAGUUCACCCAAAAAUAAAAGUUUAGUCAUCAUUUAUUCACCUCAUGUUGUUCCAAACCCAUAUGAAAAGGAGAUGUCUAGCAGAAUGUUCAAGCUGCUGGGACCAGAGACGACUGUGGUUGGAAAGAAGAAAGUUAUAUGGGCUCUAAACUACUUGAGGGUAAAGAAAUGAGGCUGAAUUAUAAUUUUCAAGUGAACUAUCCCUUCAAAGCCAAGAAUGGUAUCAUGUUGGUGCUUUAGACAUUGGCGCAUGCAGCUUUAGCUUUGUGAAACGAGGUUGAGGAUUAAUUUCAAUAUUUUGUUUUAUUUUCCCUCAUCUUCCCCUUUCACGUAAGAAGCGGGUCAACCUGCUGCGCUGCCCUCAGUUACAGUGUUACUGCAUUGUUUUGUUUUUUCUAAGGACGGUGAGUCAAAAAGCUGGAGGAUCUCGGACAGGUCUGCGGACCUGACGACUGGGACUUUAACACAAGUUUUAAGUGCUGUGGUUGGCAGCCACGGGACAUACUGUGGCUUGUUAAUAAAUUGAAAGAAUAAAGUUUUAUUUAUGGCUCUUUUAGGCCAGAUACAUA
Molecule: messenger RNA, 4855 nt
Organism: Cyprinus carpio (common carp)
Lineage: Eukaryota; Metazoa; Chordata; Actinopteri; Cypriniformes; Cyprinidae
Gene: usp25
Product: ubiquitin specific peptidase 25
Exons: 29
Coding region: 208-4068 (1286 amino acids)
Biological process (GO): regulation of protein stability; protein deubiquitination
Cellular component (GO): cytosol; nucleus
Molecular function (GO): cysteine-type deubiquitinase activity; protein binding; cysteine-type endopeptidase activity
Source: RefSeq, a predicted model, not a curated record